AUGAUGUUCUCUUGGAUUUUUCUUUUCUGGUUCCUGCAGAAUAUUGUUCCUUUUUACAACUUUAAUGAUUCUCAAUGCUAUUCAAACAGAAGAAAGUCAUGUCAUAUAGUGAUGGAAAUAAUCAGGAACAUUGCCUACCAGUAUUCUGUGUCCUUCAUAUUCGCCAUUGAGGAAAUCAACAGAAACACUCACAUUUUACCAAACACAUCUCUAGGAUUUGACAUCUACAAUGUCAACAGCAAUCGAUGGGAUACUCUGGAGGCACCUUUUCUUUGCCUCACAGGAAUGGGUAUAAUGAUUCCCAAUUACACAUGUAGAAGGCAGAAUAAUAUUGCUGCUCUACUUACAGGAGCAUCAUGGCCAACAUCUGCACAUAUUGGGAGACUGCUGAAUAUCUACAAUUUUCCACAGGUUUAUUUUGGGCCAUAUGUCACUAUCCUUAGUGACAGACACCAAUUCUCUUCUCUCUACCAGACAGCACCCAAGGACACAUCUCUGCCACAUGGCAUUGUCCUUUUGAUGCUGCAUUUCAACUGGACAUGGGUAGGACUGGUUCUCAUGGAUGACAACAAUGGGGCUGAGAUUCUCUCAGAUCUGAGAGGAGAGAUGGACAGGAACCAUGUGUGUACAGCAUUUGUAGGAAUGAUUCCAGGCAAUGUGGCUUCAUUUUUCAAUAAAAACAAAGCUAUUCCCCAGAUCAUGAAAACAACUGCAAAUGUGGUUGUCAUUUAUGGUGACAAUGAAUAUUUAAGUGGCAUAAUCUUCUGUAUAGGAUACUUUUUAAUGAAUUGGAAAGUCUGGGUCAUGAAGUCACAAUGGGAUCUGAAUUUUACUGCUGAUGUUUUCUUGUUGGAUUCAUUACACGGGAGUCUCAUUUUUACACAUCAGCAUGCUGAAUUUUCUGAUUUUAGGAAGUUUAUCCAGACAUACAACCCUUCCAAAUACCCAGAUGAUUAUUAUCUUGCUUAUCUUUGGAAACAACACUUCAAUUGCUCCUUUUCUGGCCCUGAUUGUAAAAUUCUUGGUAACUGUCCACCCAAUGUUUCCUUGGAUAUGUUGCCUAGAAAUUACUGGGAAAUGGACAUGAGUGAAGAGAGUUACAAUGUAUUCAAUUCUGUAUAUGCUGUGGCUCACAGUCUUCAUGAGAUGACCAGCAAGCAAGUGCAAAAUUAUCCCCAAGAAGAAAAUGGGGAGAUGAACAUUAACCGAUGGGAGCUUAACCACUUUCUCAAGAAUAUGAAUUUCAAAAAUCCUGCUGGAAACACUGUGGAUCUGGACCCACAAAGGAAAUUAGAUACAGAUUAUGAUAUUCUCAACCACUGGAAUUUUCCACUUGGUCUCAGACAAAAGAUGAAAAUUGGAACAUUUUCUCCGAAUGCUCCAGAGGGCCAAGAAAUAUUUUUGUCUGACCAUAUGAUUCAGUGGCCCACAGGAUUUGCAGAGCUUCCUCGCUCUGUGUGCAGUGAGAGCUGUUUUCCUGGAUUCAGAAAAUCUGCCCAGGAGGGGAGGCCUCCUUGUUGCUAUCACUGUACUCAGUGUCCACACAAUGAGAUUUCCAAUGAGACAGAUAUGGAUCAUUGUGUGAGGUGUCCAGAAAGUCAUUAUGCAAACACUGAGCAGAAUCACUGCCUCCAGAAAACAGUGACCUUUCUGGCCUAUGAAGACCCUUUGGGGAUGGCACUGACCUCCUUGGCCCUGAGCUUCUCUGCUCUCACAGCUGGUGUUCUUGGUGUCUUUGUGAAGUACCACCACACUCCCAUCGUCAAGGCAAACAAUCAGGCUCUGACUUACACCCUACUCAUCACUCUGACUUUCUGUUUCCUCUGUCCCUUGGUCUACAUUGGCCACCCCAACACAGCCACCUGUAUCCUGCAGCAGAGCACAUUUGCAGUUCUGUUCACGGUGGCUCUUUCCACAGUCUUGGCCAAAAGUGUUACUGUGGUUCUGGCUUUCAGGAUCACAGUUCCAGGGAGACUGAUAAGGUGGAUAAUGAUAUCAAGGGCUCCUAACUUCAUCAUUCCCAUCUGCACCCUCAUCCAACUUGUGCUCUGUGGAAUUUGGCUGAGCACCUCUCCUCCCUUUGUUGACUCAGAUGCUUACUCAAAUCAUGGACACAUAAUUAUUAUAUGCAACAAGGGCUCCACUAUUGCCUUCCAUUCUGUGCUGGGUUACCUCUGCUCCAUGGCACUUGGGAGCUACACUAUGGCUUACCUGUCCAGGAACCUGCCCAACACAUUCAAUGAAGCCAAGUUCAUGUCCUUCAGCAUGUUGAUUUUCCUCAGUGUGUGGGUCACCUUCCUUCCUGUCUACCACAGCACCAAGGGGAAACUUGUGGUUGCCAUGGAAGUCUUCUCUAUCUUGGUUUCUAGUGCAGGCCUCCUAGGUUGCAUCUUUGUCCCCAAGUGCUAUAUUAUUUUGUUCAGACCACAUAGGAAUAUGCUUCAUCAAGUCAGGAACAAAGCACAUUCUAGAGUAAAAGUUGAUUAUACAGUUUAG
Messenger RNA from Mesocricetus auratus (golden hamster), 2496 nucleotides. Its product is annotated as vomeronasal type-2 receptor 116-like. The record is from RefSeq and is a predicted model, not a curated record. Gene Ontology annotation, cellular component: membrane. The coding region runs from base 1 to 2496 and encodes 831 amino acids. NCBI's taxonomy places the organism in Eukaryota, Metazoa, Chordata, Mammalia, Rodentia, Cricetidae. Gene Ontology annotation, molecular function: G protein-coupled receptor activity. Gene Ontology annotation, biological process: G protein-coupled receptor signaling pathway. The transcript is spliced from 6 exons.